AUGGCUGAUAAGAAAAAGGCCGAUUCGAAUGAGAUCAGAGGUGAAAUGAGCGAAUCAACGCCACUUUUAGAAGAUGAUAGACAUGUUAAAUUCAAUACUAGAAUAAGGAUAAACAGGAAUACGACGGCAUCAACUACGAGCUCAGUUUCAGCGUCGCUGAGAUCAAAUUCAAGCAAUCAACGCUACUCAAACUCAUUCAUGAGCAUAACGCCUUUACCUGACCCAUAUGAUAAUAGUCCAUCGAGUAGUGAAUACAUUUGGGAUAGCAUCGUUGAACGAGGCAGUCCGCAAAUGGAUGAUGAAAUGGCCCGAUUGAUGGGAUUUAGUGGAUUCGGUAAGAAGGAUAAAGAGCAGAAGUCAGCGAUUAAUCAAAGAUUACAAUAUUCUAAAAGGGAUGAUAAUGAACCUAUAAUAAAAAACACUGAUGAAAAUGAUCAGCAACCUCCUCAACAGCCUUCUCAAUCACAGUAUAAUUCUCUUGCCCCUCCCGCUGAUGAUGAACAUAAGCCUGACAUUGUAAACUUGGAAAAGACUCAAAAGACUCAAAAGACUCAACCUCAGCAACCCAUAAAGCCCCCAGAACCCUCUCAAGAUGAAGAAUACGAAGCUGAUCGUGAUGAAAUCCCUUGUUCGCAUGAAAUCAUCCUUCAGGAUCAUACAAAGGCUGCGACUGCUCUCGAUCUAGAUCCAUCCGGUAGUCGUCUUGUCACCGGUUCUCAUGAUUACGAUAUCAAAUUAUGGGAUUUCGCAGCAAUGAAUAGUACUUUGAGACCUUUCAAGUCUUUUGAAGGGUGUGAGACUAAUCAUAUACAUGACCUCAAGUAUAGUAUAAAUGGUGACUCAAUCCUUGCAGCAUCUGGGCAAGCUAUCGUGAGACUAUUUACCCGUGACGGUGAUGAGAUAUACAAAUGGUCAAAGGGCGAUCAAUACAUUAAAGAUCAACGUCAGACAAAAGGACACAUUGCUGAAAUCAACAACUGCGCUUGGCAUCCAUUCGAUUAUAACAUCUUCAUCACUUGCUCUGCAGAUAGCACAGUACGAAUCUGGGACGUUACAGAACCUCGUGAACAGAAACAUGUCCUUGUGUUUAAAUCUAAAGAAAGAGGUACGAAAACAAAGGUGACUGCUUGCGCGUAUAGUCCAGAUGCCAAGUACAUAGUAGCAGUUGGUCUAGACGGUGCUAUGCAUCUUUGGUCAACGGCCGGGAACUACGCUCGACCUAACGCAACGAACGACGCUGCGCACAACAAAAACACCUGGACUAGCUCUGUAGGAUUCACACACGACUCCAAGUAUAUCAUCACUCGAGGCGGUGAUGACACAGUGAAAUUGUGGGAUGUGAAAAACAUCAAGCGACCAUUAAGUGUAGCUAGCAAUCUUCCUUCCCUUUAUCAAGAGGUGAAUGCUGCUAUAUCACCUGAUGGCAAGUACAUAAUGACCGGUGUGGCUGGAGAGCGAGGAGCAACCAAGGCCUCAGUCGUAGUUUUAUCACGAAGCGACCUCUCAGAAGUACGUCGUAUACCAGUCGGCAAAGACAGAGGAGGGUGCGUGAUAAGAACGCUAUGGCACUCGCGCAUCAAUCAAAUAAUAGCAACACAUUCAAAUGGCAGCGCAUACGUCCUUUACGACCCAAUGACAUCUGUCCGAGGUGCCCUAAUGCCUUUGGGGAGAGCACCAAAGCGUGCGCGUGAUGUAGAAGAGGUCCUCGCAAGCACUGACCCAGAUCGCGAUUUAAGAGUACCGAUCAUUACGCCAGAUGCCAUGGAAGAGGAUGAGCGGACCAAGAAGCGUAUGCGCGCCAAGAAGGAGUCUGAUGCUCGUAAACCACAGCCACCGCUGGUGGGCGCAGGCAGAGGAGGCAGAGUGGGGAGUAGUGCGACACAAGCAACUGUCCAGAGACUGUUUGGUGAGAGUACAUUGGGACAGGAUCCACGUGAGGAGCUUCUCAAGUAUGCCCAUGUCGAUAAGGACCCGACGUGGACAGCUGCUUGGAAGGAUACAGGGAAGGUAUAUGAUGACAAGACAGAGGAGGUAGACAAGGACAAGAAGAAAGAGAAGGAGUAG
This is a messenger RNA of Wallemia ichthyophaga EXF-994, 2064 nucleotides long. RefSeq names its product WD repeat-containing protein 70. Gene Ontology annotation, biological process: regulation of DNA double-strand break processing. NCBI's taxonomy places the organism in Eukaryota, Fungi, Basidiomycota, Wallemiomycetes, Wallemiales, Wallemiaceae. The transcript is spliced from 9 exons. Gene Ontology annotation, cellular component: site of double-strand break; nucleus. Gene Ontology annotation, molecular function: protein binding. The record is from RefSeq and is a predicted model, not a curated record. Bases 1 to 2064 code for a protein of 687 amino acids.